CGGGGAGCCGACAACGCCGCAAUAAUUCGUCAGUGAGAUCGGACUUAGUCACUUUACUUGUUAGACAGAGACGACAAGUGAAACAAGUAAACAUGGCGCCGUGUGACCCACCAUAUCAUUUUUAGUGUGUAUCGUACACGCAGUAUCUUUAGAUUUAUCUCGAAUAAGUAGGAAAUCUUUUUAGAUAAGUACAACCCGAGUAUGUAACUGCAGCUACAACAAGUGCCAACUGAAUACUUUCGUAUACGAGUGUUUGAAUCCGAAUAGUUGAAUGAAUAGUGCCUCGCAUAUGCACAAAUGUGGAUUAGUCAAGUGCCAAAUAAUGAUGUAAACAUUGCGCCGACAACAAAACAUCCAGUGGGCGAAUAGUCGCUUCCUCCAAUAACUGAUAAUUUGACGAGAUGGGAAGCGGUGUUGACAGCUACUUGCACAAGAAGUUCAAAAAGCAACUGAGCAUCCAAAAUGACUACAAGGUAUCGGUCGAUGUGGUGGAAAAAAAUCAAGAAAAAACGGUGAAUUGCAGAGUGCAGUGCGGUAGAGUUAACGAUACGAUAAGUGUGCCAAAUCAAAGUACAAAUAAUCAAAAUGACUUUUUCGACAACAACAAGUCUUCCAUAUCAGUAGAGUGUAUCCAAUCGAGCAUAUCAUACGACGUUUCCGACAAUGAACAUAUUCAAACGCAGACUUUGACAGGACCAAGCACCGCGUUCACGUCUUCCACAUACGAACAUAUUAAUAUUAAUAAACCUAAAAACACCGACCAAGAAUCGUCGCAAGUCAAAGAGGAAAUACAACCGCCCCCGGAUAGAAACUCAAGCGGGAAAUACGUCUGCAAUUACUGCAACUUGGUGUGCUCUAAACCUAGCGUGCUGCAGAAGCACAUCAGGGCGCACACCAACGAGAGACCGUACCCGUGCCACAGCUGCGGAUUCAGCUUCAAAACGCGAUCCAACUUGUACAAGCAUUGUCGGUCUCGAACGCACCACAACAGAGUUAUGGGCAACAAAGCGCAAGAGUUGGUUAGCGAGGGGGAAUCCUCGCGACCAAUAGCGUACCCCGAGGAAAAAAGCAACGAAUCGCAGGACUCCAAGAAGCCCUACAAACCCAGAUUCCACACCACGUCCAAGGAGAACAUCGAAGACGACGUUAUCACGCACAGAAUCAACUGUCUGAUUAACAACAACUCGUCUAUAGUGAACUCCAGCGAUCCUAUUUUCGCGAGGAAGCGUAGCACCCAGGAAAUACCGCAGGAACCGAUUAAUAACAACGAUUACUCGCUGAGAGUCCCUUACGUUGACCAAAGAAAUUCAGACGAACCGCUGAAUCUAUCCAACAAAAAUCGCAAGCGAUCUAUGAGCGAGGUCGCCGAACCGACGGUCCAAACCGCCCAGAAAAGCCUCAUCAAAGAGUUACUACUGAAAAACGUCUAUUCGAACCACAACAUGCAAUGCCAGUACUGCAAGAUGAUAUUUCAGACUGUCACGGAGCUUGAGUUGCACGAGUUCAGAUCGUGCAAAGGAAAACCGUCCGGAGCGAAGUAUACGAGAAGUAGCUCGGUGAACGUCGCCUCGAUACUGACGCAAAACAAGAACGCCUUCGACAGCAUACCGUACCUGCAAAACACCACUUUCCCGUUGAAUUCCCCCGGGCCGUUCCUGGGAAAAACCAGACUCGUCGACAGCGAUAAGAGCAAAUCCUUUUCCUUUGAUGACGGCUUGCGUACUUUAUCAUCGAACGAUACCAACUUUCCGUUCGAGAAGAGAACGCCGGUUAAACUGUUCGGCGGCGAGGUCAAGAUAACCCAAACUACCGGGGAAACCAAGAAGUUCAAAAUCGACAACAAAGAAACCGAAAAGAAGAGCUACGACUACGACAGCAAAGUCAGCGAGAAUCGCGUAAUAAAAUUCAGCUUGCAAUCCGGCGGAACCGUUUUGACCAACAAACCCAAGCCGGAAGCGCGCGUUUUGCAAGGCUACGAUAACACGCCCAUGUCGCCCAGCAUAGACUUGAGAAACGUUGCAAAACCGCAGAUCACGUUCGAGAAAUACGAAAAAGAACCUUCUGGCGAAGUGGAAGUGCCCCGUUCUCCAAACACGAAUAAUCUGAGCUACAUGCCGGAUAUAAUGGACUUCAGUCAGAAGGCUGUGAGGUUGUUGACGCCCACUAUCAAGCACCCUUCGAUCGUUAUGAAUAGAUUCAAUUUUGAUUUCGAAAAAGAAAGAAGUCGCAUGCACGAUCCUUUGGAGACGCAGGGCUACAGUCCCCUGCCUCGAGGUUUAAACGCUAGAGUACCUGAACCCAGACUGUCUCCCAAGAGCUACAACCCCCUGAAUCUACUCGUCGAGGGAAAAAUAGUGCGGUACGUCCCCGGUAUGCCCGGGCCCGUUGUGGCUGAAGAUCCAGAGGAUUUGGCCCAGAAAAACCGAAUAAUCGUCACUCUUCCAAAAAGGGUUCCUCCUUCUCCGAUAGUCAAAACUUUCUCGGAACCCAUGGAUACCAGUGAAACUCCACCACCGCUAACCCCUGACGUUCUAAUGAGCCCCAUAAAAAAAUUUCCCUUGCGGAUACGAAGCAACAACUUCAAAGGCAAAACGGACGCGUUAGAGAUCAAAACGGACUUGGAAACGAAGUCGCCGACCAUCAAAGUGAUCGAAUUUAAAUCGCCGGUCAAAGAACUCAUCGGCGAGACGAAAAAAUUCUCGCGACCGAACAGUUUGGCCCUAAAACCGACGACUGCGUCGCUAAAGCAGCACCACGGCUUGACGCCGACCAAAUUCAACCAAAUCCUGAUAAGCCCCGAUACCCCGAGGGUCAACAAGAAAUACGUCGAGCACUACCUGCACGGCAACUACUUCAGCUACCUGGACCUGAAGAGUUCCACCAAGCCGGUGUAUUGCACUCUGAACAAGACGCAACCGUUUUACGUGCCGCAUUUUAGCAAGCUGAGCAUGUAUUCCGAGUGGAGGCAGCAAGACACCAAAGCGGAUAAAUUUUACGUUAGCGCGUACGACUCGCGGCAGAGGUCGCAACGGUACAGCUCGGCGGGAAAGACUACUCCGGAUGUUGUCAUCAACUCCAGCUUUAAGACCCUGGUAACAGAAGUGCCAUCUGAAAGUCCGGAAAAGGAUGAUAUUUCGAAAUCGAAUCCAGUUUUGGGAGGUUAUGAAAGUAAUGAAGACUAUACUUAUAUUAGGGGUAGGGGUCGUGGGCGAUAUGUGUGCGACCAAUGCGGCAUCAGAUGUAAAAAACCAUCGAUGCUGAAAAAGCACCUACGAACUCAUUCUGUGGAUCGGCCGUACACCUGCAUACACUGUAACUUCAGUUUUAAAACUAAGGGUAAUCUGACUAAACACAUGAAGAGCAAAGUCCACACGAAAAAUUAUUCGGCCGGAAGCGGUUCUAGUUCCUCAACGCAGCAAAGCGGCACUCAGAGCUCAGAUUCCGAUACUGACGACAGCGGAAUGGACAGUAGUGAUGAGUCUACGCGUCAGCAAGAACACGAAGCGGCAUACGGUUUGCUGUCUUUGUCGCAAAAAAACACGCAAAAAAUCACGCAAAACGACGUCACGGGAAAUUUGAAUAGAAGUUGUAGUCCUGUACCUCCAAAUGACAACUUAAUGUCCGUCGAAGAACCAAAAAAUAACUACGUCAGCAAUAUGGUUGCGGAGAGACCGGUCCUUAACUUUCCAGCGUCAAGUUCUCCCAUGAAUCUGACCGACGUGUCGGUGGACAAAACGUUCGUGGACGUGGCCACGCAGCAAGUGAAGUUGGAGAAGAACUCCCUGGCUAAAAGCGUGGCCUCGGAGUUUCUGAAGUUGGCCACCAAGAACGAGAUGAACCCCGACGGUAGCGCCAUCGAGGCGGCCACUUUCGGACCGAUCAACAAGGACGUAAACGACUUGAUUGUCAAGCCGGAAGGCAACAAGAGUUGCACGAUAUGCGCGAAGACUUUCAGCAAGCCCUCGCAGCUCAGGUUGCAUAUGAAUAUACACUAUCUUGAAAGGCCGUUUAGGUGCGAACCGUGUUCGACGAGUUUUAGAACCAAAGGGCAUCUGCAAAAGCAUGAAAGAAGCGCUGGACACCAUAAUAAGUUGUCUUCUUCUCCGGCCUUGUCGUCGUCGGAACCGCGGCCGUUCAAGUGCACGGAUUGCAACACGUCGUUCAGGAUACACGGGCAUUUGGCGAAACACCUGCGCUCCAAAAUGCACAUUAUGAAGCUCGAGUGCCUGGCCAAGAUACCGUUCGGUCUCUACGCGGAACUAGAGCGGUACAACUGUCUCCUGACGGAAAUCAACACUUGUGAUGGGGACCAAUGUUUAGAGAGCCUUAAGACUUUGGCAAAGAAAGUGUUUGUCAACGAACCAAACAAACUAAAUCAAUUGGAAGAUGUAGCUGAAAGUAUGGACGCGGAUCCUUAGAUUAUUUAUUUAAUAAACUAAUUAAUUAUCUAAAGAAAGCUAACGCUAUACGCAAGACUGAAUUCAUCUAUUACUAUUAUUAAAAAAAGAAGUAUACAUUUUACAAAAUAUUUUAUUGUUGGUACAUUCUACUUAUAAACCUAUUUAGGCAAAAUAUUCGAUUGUGUCAAAUAUAAAUAUGUGAUAUAUAAUUUAAGUGUUGUAGAUAUAUUAUAAAUAAAAAUAAUUUUUAUUUGUUUUGACGUAUCUAAGAUUUUAAUGUUAUUUUUUCAUAAAUAUUUAACAAGUGAAGCUGUUUUUUGGCAAAUAUGCAUUGAAUUUUUUGUUAAUUUUCGCGUAGGAAUUUUUUAUCAAAACUCGUUUAUAAUUUGAUAUUAUUUUACCUGUUUAAGGUACAAUGUAGAGGUAUAUUUAUAAACAAUUAUAUUUACACAUUAGGUCUAUCAAAAUGUAUCAAGUUAUGUUUGGAUAUUUAAAGAAAUCACAAGGAAAUUAUUUUAAGUAUGUUUUUAUUCAUUUGUGUAAAUAUCGGUAGUACUUUGUGCAAAUUGUUAAAUAUUUUUGUUUCCAUUGUUGAAAAGUACAAGAUCAUUGUUAAAUAAAUUUUGUUUACACUUUUUGUGCCUUUUAUUUGGGUUUUGCAUUUUAUAAAUGCAUGUUCCAGGGUAUAACAAAGCUUUAGGUAAGUUAAUUAUUUUUUUUUAAACAAUUUAUUACAAAAUAACUUACAUAAUUAAUCACUAUCACUGAGAAUCUGAAUAAUUCUUCUCCUUUUUGUAGCUCCUUUCGUAUUUUCCGAACUUUUUCGUUUCUUGUUUUUCCGUUUUUCUUUUAGUUUUAACUCUAAUAUUUCUAAUUCUGACAGAUCAUGCUGAGGACAAUCUACAUCCUCAGUAUUAACGCAA
Brassicogethes aeneus is the source of this 5323-nucleotide messenger RNA. The record is from the annotation of a GenBank genome assembly. Lineage: Eukaryota; Metazoa; Arthropoda; Insecta; Coleoptera; Nitidulidae.